AUGCGGGAGGGUGAAACAGCCAGCCAAGGCAAGGCUGAGGACACGCGUGACUUGUGUAAUUCGUUCCUUCCGAGCCCCCCAGUGUUUGACCGGGGAAUACGAGCGGGGAGCUGCCGUCGCGGAUGCUCCCUAAUCAUGGCCUCCCAGCGGGGCUCCUGCCAGGAGGUGGGGCACUUGCUGGCCCUGAUCCUGGGCAGCCUCGUCUUCCUCUGCGUAGCCAACAACGCGAUCUUGCUGGUGAGGGCGGCGCGUAUGGGUGGUGGCGGACAGCACGACAUUACACCUGACCUCCCCCCUCCAACUCUGGGGAGGGAAAGCACCACACGUCCCUUCGUCCUCCUAACGCUGGGGCUGUUCCUGGAAGAGGAGGCCCGACGGCCCGCGCGCUGGCACGCGGCUGACGCGCGUCUUCUCCCUCUCGCCCAGCUCCGCCUGACCCCAAGACGCUCGAAGAGGAAAGAUGCUCGCCGCGAGCAACGCGGAGGCGGAAGGAGGCGGGAGCCGACAAGUAGCCGCGAAGGCGGACGCCCCCAGCCCCCCCAGCGCCUCUCCAGCGACUGCCGCUGCUUCCCCCGGCAAUGGGCCGACGUGAGGCCGGCGGCUCCCGAGGCCCAAGAGUGCAGGACGAGCCGGACGGGUCCCGACGGCAGCCCCCGGGACUCCAAGCGGGCGGCGGUCAGCGCCAGCGGCAGGCGCUCGGAGCCUUCUAGCGCCGCCCGGCUGCAGCAGCAGCAACAACAGCAACAGCGGCUGCGUCACGGUCGCCCGGGGCAGCCUGGGAGUCGCUCGGCGUCCCCGCGGAGAGGCAGCGUGCCCGCCGCCCGCCCAGCCAAGUUCUUGAUCCUCCAGACCAAGCCCAAAGGGAGAGGCCGGGAAGGAGGAGAAGGAGGCGAGGCCAAGCGGGGCCGAGUGAUCUACGAUGCCCGCUGGCUCCACUGCAUGGCAGGCGAGGACGGAGAGCCGGCACUGGCGUAGCCCCAGCAGCGACGAAGGAGGCGCUGGAGCCGGAGUCCCCCUAAGAGGCCAGGAUGAGGCUCGCCAUCUCCCCUCUGCGCGCACUAAAGGAGCCACGAGACGGGCUCACAGCGACUCUCUCUCUCUGUUGAUAGUUAGAGGGCAGACCGGGUUGGGGCGCGGGGGACGCGGAGCUCCUUACACCCCCCCACUCCCCCCCCCACGGAGUGAGUUCUGGUCGCUUCUCUUCAGCAACGGGCAUUGGAAGGCUGGAAAAGGUUCAGGAAAAGGCAAGGCCAAGGACGGGAUGGAACAAACUCCUCUCUGAGGAAUGGCUACAACAUUUGGGGCUCUUUUGUUCAGCAAGAUAAGAAAAAAGGAACAUGAUAGAAGUAUAAAGUUAGGCAGGGGCUGGAGAAAGCCCACAGAGGAUUUUCUCCCAAAUAAUAGUAGAAGGCAAUGAGGCCACCCAGUGAAGCUGAACGUUGGGACAUUCAGGACAGAGACACGAAGGUAAGAAGAGACUGCUGGAUCAGGCCAAAGGGGGUCCACCAUCUAGUCCAGCCUCCUGUUCUCCCAGUGGCCAACCAGAUGCCCUCAAUGGGAAGCCCUCAAACACUCUCCACUCCUGUAGCCUCCAUGAAUUUGUCUAAUCCUCUUUUAAAGUGUUCAGGGUUGUUAAAACAAAAAGGGGUUGCAGAGAGCAUAAAAAGGACCUCUCCAAACUGAGUGACUUGACGGUAAAAUGGCAAAUGCAAUUCUGUGUAAACAAGUGUCAGGUUAGGUAUACUGGGGCAAAAAAUCUUAAUUUCACAUAUACGCUCACGGGGUCUGAACUGGGGGUGACUGACCAGGAACAAGACCCUGGGAUCAUAGUGGGCAGCUUGAGGAAAACGUCGACCCAGUGUGUGGCAGCUGUGAGAAAGGCCAAUUCCAUACUAGGGAUCAUUAGGAAAGGUAUUAAAUAUUAAACUACUGAUAUCAUAAUGGCACUGUAUAAAUCGAUGAUGCAGCCACAUUUGAAAUACUGCAUACAGUUCCAGUUGCCUCACCUUAAACCUUGGAAAAGGCUGAGAAAAGGACCACCAGAAUGAUCAAGGGGAUGGAGCAACUCCCCUAUGAGGAACGUUUGGGGCUUUUAGAGAAAAGACAAGUCAGAGGUGACAUGAUAGGUGUACACAAUUAUGCAUGACAUGGACAAAGUGGCUAGAGGAAAGUUUCUCUCCCUCAUAACACUAGAACGCCUAGACAUUCAGUGAAGGAGCGGAAUGUUGGGAGAUUGAGGACAGCAAGAAAUUACUUCACACAGCGGGAAUUUGCUCCCGCUGGAGUCAGUGAUGGCCAUGAGCUUGGAUGGCUUUAGAAGAGGAUUAGACAAAUGUGUGGAGGAAAAGGCUAUCAGUGGCUACUAGCCCUGAUGGCUGUGCUCUGCCACCAGUCAGGCAGUAUGCUUCUGAAAAGCAGUUGCGCAGCUACAGGAAGAGUGCUGUUUGGGCUCAGGUCCUGCUUGUGGCUUCCCAUAAUGGGCAUCUGGCUGGCCACUGUGAGAACAGGCUGCUGGCCUAGAUGGGCUGCUGGCCUGAUCCAGCCAGCUCUUGUGUUCAUUUAGGUCAUCCAGCACCAUCACUGCCGCUUGUGGGAGCGAAUUCCAUAGUUUAAUUAUGUGCUGUGUGGACCCAAGUCUUCCAACAUGGAGCUUCACUGAAAGUCCGUAAGUUCCAGCGUUAUGAGGGAGAAAAGCUUUUCUCUGUCCACUUUCUCCAUGUGCUGCAUCAUCUUACACACGUUAUUACGACACCUCUGACUCACCUUUUCUCUACACUAAACAGCCCCAAUUGCUAACCACCUUUCCUCAUAGUGGAGUGGCUCCAUUCCCUUGAUCAUUUUGGUUGCCCUUUUCUGA
Messenger RNA from Rhineura floridana, 2857 nucleotides. RefSeq lists its product as uncharacterized. Lineage: Eukaryota; Metazoa; Chordata; Lepidosauria; Squamata; Rhineuridae. The coding region runs from base 1 to 975 and encodes 324 amino acids. The record is from RefSeq and is a predicted model, not a curated record. The transcript is spliced from 4 exons.